Messenger RNA from Brassica napus (rape), 992 nucleotides. RefSeq names its product amino-acid permease BAT1. Gene Ontology annotation, biological process: gamma-aminobutyric acid transport; transmembrane transport. The record is from RefSeq and is a predicted model, not a curated record. Lineage: Eukaryota; Viridiplantae; Streptophyta; Magnoliopsida; Brassicales; Brassicaceae. Gene Ontology annotation, molecular function: L-alanine transmembrane transporter activity; L-glutamate transmembrane transporter activity; L-lysine transmembrane transporter activity. The transcript is spliced from 4 exons. Bases 9 to 869 code for a protein of 286 amino acids. Gene Ontology annotation, cellular component: membrane.
UGGUGCUUAUGAUCCUGAUUCCUGUGGUUUCUACCGAGAGAGCCACAACUAAGUUUGUCUUUACUAACUUCAACACUGACAAUGGACUCGGCAUUACAAGCUACGCCUACAUAUUCGUUUUGGGACUCCUCAUGAGCCAGUACACCAUCACAGGGUAUGAUGCCUCUGCCCACAUGACUGAGGAGACGAUUGAUGCAGACAAGAAUGGGGCAAGAGGAAUAAUCAGUGCCAUUGGGAUAUCAAUUUUGUUUGGAUGGGGUUAUAUACGGGGCAUAAGCUAUGCUGUCACAGACAUACCUUACCUCCGGAGUGAGACCAACAACGCUGGUGGGUACGCCAUUGCUGAGAUCUUCUACUUAGCUUUCAAGAGCAGGUCUGGGAGUGGUACUGGAGGUAUCGUGUGCUUAGGCAUUGUUGCUGUUGCUGUGUUUUUCUGUGGCAUGAGCUCUGUCACCAGCAGUUCUAGGAUGGCUUAUGCGUUUUCGAGAGAUGGAGCUAUGCCAUUUUCUCCCUUAUGGCACAAAGUGAACAGCAGAGAGGUUCCCGUUAACGCGGUUUGGCUCUCUGCUUCCAUAUCUUUCUGUAUGGCCCUCACCUCACUGGGGAGUAUAGUGGCGUUCCACGCAAUGGUGUCCAUAGCAACGACUGGACUGUACAUAGCAUACGCAAUACCGAUCUUUCUAAGAGUGACGCUGUCACGCAAAACCUUUGUGGCUGGACCAUUCAGCCUAGGGAGGUACGGAAAGGUGGUCGGUUGGGUGGCAGUCAUAUGGGUUGCAACCAUCUCCGUCCUCUUCUCACUUCCCGUGGCAUAUCCCAUAACGGCCCGCCAUUGGUUUACAGGCCCCGUCUCCAACAUUCUUAGCUGAAACAACUUUAUAGUAUUUUGGGGUUGUUUCAUGUUUGUUUUCUUAUUUAUAUAUAUAGUAAAGGCAUUCAAGAUAUAAUCUACCGUUUGAUAUAUACAAACAAACAUCAUCAUUUUUUUAUUA